AUGACGUCCGAAGCGCCAGUCGACUACGCCAGUGUUCCCGCGGUAGGCAUUCUGCGGGAUUAUCUCCGAAUACGGAGCGUUCACCCCAAUGUGGAUUACGAUGAAUGCUUGAACUUUCUAAAACGCCAGGCGGCGGAGAUCGGCCUACCCGUGCAGGUGUUCGAGGUGGUCCCCAAGAAGCCAGUCCUGGUGAUGAGCUGGGAAGGUCUGCAGCCGGAGCUGCCGAGUGUACUUCUCAACUCGCAUAUGGACGUGGUGCCAGUGUUUGAGAAAAGCUGGAAACAUCCACCGUUCGAAGCAGAGCUGGUUGACGGGACCUUGUACGGGCGCGGGGUGCAGGACAUGAAAUCCGUUGCCAUACAGUACCUGGAGGCUGUUAAGAGGCUGAAGAAUAAGGGCAUCCGUCUUAAAAGGACGUUGCAUCUGAGUUUCGUACCAGACGAAGAAGUAGGCGGUGCCAAGGGAAUGGGGGAGUUCGUCAAAACUGAACAUUUCAAGAGGCUGAAGGUGGACUUUGCUCUAGACGAAGGUAUUGCAUGCGCCACAGACGAGUACCAGGUCUACAACGGCGAACGGAGUAUUUGGCACAUCAACGUGGUAUGCCCUGGGAAGUCGGGUCAUGGUUCCCUAUUGCUCCCGGACAACUGUGGUGUGAAGGGUGGAAUUCAAGAAAAUAUUGUGCCAGAAAAAAUCACUGUUAGUUUCGACAUUCGGUUAGCACUCUCCGAGAAUGUAGAGAAGUUCGAGGAAACAAUAAAGCAAUGGUGUAAGGAGGCCGGUGCAGGGGUGUCCUAUAACUUCAGCCAGAAGGACGUAUACGUGCCUCCGACACCGGUUGAUGCCUCCAACCCUUACUGGGUCGCAUUCAAAGCCGCGGCGGAUAAACUAGGCAUCAGCCUGGCGGCGCGCACGUUCCCGGGUGGGACGGACAGCCGGUACGUGCGCGCGGCCGGCGCGAAGGCCCUCGGCUUCACACCGGUCAACCGGACGGCGUCCGCACUUCACGAGCACGACGAGAGCCUGCCCGUCGAGCAGUUCCUGAGGGGCAUUGAGAUUUACGAGUCGAUCCUGCCCGCAGUCGCCAACGCU
Molecule: messenger RNA, 1089 nt
Organism: Iphiclides podalirius (scarce swallowtail)
Lineage: Eukaryota; Metazoa; Arthropoda; Insecta; Lepidoptera; Papilionidae
Source: the annotation of a GenBank genome assembly